GUUGAAGUGUUGUAUUUUGCAAAAAGUGCUGAAAUAGCAGGGAUUCGCUCCGAGACCAUUUCUGUUCCACAAGAAAUAAAAGCAUUGCAGCUGUGGAAUGAGAUAGAAGCACGACAUCCUGGAUUGGCUGAUGUCAGAAAUCAGGUGAUAUUUGCCGUCCGUCAAGAAUAUGUCGAGCUUGGAGAUCAGCUCCUCCACCUUCAGUCAGGAGAUGAAAUUGCCAUCAUCCCCCCCAUUAGUGGAGGGUAGUGCUCUGGAGCCAUUUAGGAAAGAUCAGAAUGAAAUUGAAGAGAAACCUAAAGAUAUAAUAAAAUUCACUCCUGAGAAACUCUCCGUAGAUGAAGUCUCACAGUUGGUGAUUUCUCCACUCUGUGGUGCAGUCUCCCUAUUUGUAGGGACUACAAGAAACAACUUUGAAGGGAAAAAAGUCAUUAGUUUAGAAUAUGAAGCAUAUCUACCGAUGGCAGAAAAUGAGAUCAGAAAGAUCUGUAGUGACAUUAGGCAGAAAUGGCCAGUCAAACACAUAGCAGUGUUUCAUAGACUUGGCUUAGUUCCAGUAUCAGAAGCGAGUGUUAUCAUUGCUGUGUCCUCGGUCCAUAGAGCCUCAUCCCUCCAGGCUGUGAGCUAUGCCAUUGAUACUUUAAAAGCCAAGGUGCCCAUAUGGAAAAAGGAAAUGUAUGAAGAAUCAUCAUCAUCUUGGAAAAGAAACAAAGAAUGUUUUUGGGCAACUGAUUAAGUCACACAUUUUUUAAGAGUACUAAAAUUAAAUUUGGUGAACAACUGCCUUUA
Messenger RNA from Nyctereutes procyonoides (raccoon dog), 789 nucleotides. RefSeq names its product molybdenum cofactor synthesis 2 (gene MOCS2). Gene Ontology annotation, cellular component: cytosol. The coding region runs from base 170 to 736 and encodes 188 amino acids. Gene Ontology annotation, biological process: Mo-molybdopterin cofactor biosynthetic process. The transcript is spliced from 6 exons. NCBI's taxonomy places the organism in Eukaryota, Metazoa, Chordata, Mammalia, Carnivora, Canidae. Gene Ontology annotation, molecular function: molybdopterin synthase activity. The record is from RefSeq and is a predicted model, not a curated record.